UAGGGUUUUACGAAUUCAUGAGAUACUGAACUCCCUUCAUUCGGUCAUUUCUAUCGCACCCUCCGUUAGUUUUCUGGGACAAUACUCCCAUUAACGCCGCCGCAUCAAGAACCAACAAUGGGGAAGUAUUCACAAGAACCAGUAAACCCCACCAAGUCUUGCAAGGCGAGAGGCUCGGAUCUCAGAUGUCAUUUCAAGAAUACAAGAGAAACUGCCUUUGCACUCCGGAAAAUGCCUCUAGGCAAAGCUAAAAGGUACUUGGAGGAUGUCCUUGCCCACAAGCAAGCAAUCCCAUUCCGUCGUUUUUGUAGAGGAGUUGGGCGAACUGCUCAGGCAAAAAACCGUCAUUCAAAUGGACAAGGACGUUGGCCUGUUAAGUCUGCCAACUUUGUUUUGGACUUGCUGAAAAAUGCUGAGAGUAACGCUGAAAUGAAAGGUCUAGAAGUCGAUUCCCUCUACAUCUCACACAUUCAGGUGAACCAAGCUCAAAAGCAGAGACGCCGCACAUACCGUGCUCAUGGAAGAAUCAAUCCUUACAUGUCACAUCCAUGCCAUAUUGAGCUAACCUUGUCAGAAAAGGAAGAAGCAGUGAGGAAAGAGCCUGAGUCUCAGUUGGCCACCAGCAAGUAGAAGGGCGCUUCUUCUUUCAUAGUAAAACUUGGAGGGUUGAGGAGUUCCUGUUAGGGGACUGAUUAAUUUUUGUUUUUACUUCUUGAUAAGCCAGAUGUUUUUUUUUACCUGUUGGUUUCCUAUGGGAUUUUGUUCUGUUGAUGAAAUGUUUUUAGUUUGCUACUACUAUGCUUAUUGUGAUAUGAGAUUUAGAAUACUAUCGUCCUUGAUCCAGAUUACUUUAGAUGAUCA
Messenger RNA from Spinacia oleracea (spinach), 861 nucleotides. RefSeq names its product 60S ribosomal protein L17-2-like. The record is from RefSeq and is a predicted model, not a curated record. Gene Ontology annotation, cellular component: ribosome; cytosolic large ribosomal subunit. Gene Ontology annotation, molecular function: structural constituent of ribosome. The transcript is spliced from 7 exons. Bases 118 to 630 code for a protein of 170 amino acids. Gene Ontology annotation, biological process: cytoplasmic translation. Lineage: Eukaryota; Viridiplantae; Streptophyta; Magnoliopsida; Caryophyllales; Amaranthaceae.